Jatropha curcas is the source of this 5133-nucleotide messenger RNA. RefSeq names its product Pentatricopeptide repeat (PPR) superfamily protein. The record is from RefSeq and is a predicted model, not a curated record. Gene Ontology annotation, biological process: RNA modification. Lineage: Eukaryota; Viridiplantae; Streptophyta; Magnoliopsida; Malpighiales; Euphorbiaceae. Gene Ontology annotation, molecular function: zinc ion binding; protein binding; RNA binding.
GGUUUCAGAUGGGUUCGAAUUCAAUGUAUUGAAUGAACUUAUAAUUAAACGGGUAUUUAACAGAUUCGGGUAUAAUGGAUAAUGUCUAAACGGAUUCGUGUGUUUUGACAAUCGGAUUUCGGGUAAUUGAUUUUUAGCGGGUACCCGCCCGCUGCCAUCACUUGUUUCUAAUCUCUCAGGUGGCCGAAUAUUUAAAACUAAAAAAGGUACGAAAUUGUAUCAUUAUAAACAUGAGAAGUAUAGAUCACGUCCGUACAGUGGCAAACCGUUAUGCAUCCCAUCUUCAAUUAUGUUGCCCUCAAAGCUCCAACUCUGGUUCAUUUGCUCGUACCAUCCAUGCCCACAUGAUAGCUUCUGGGUUCAAGCCACGUGGCCAUAUCCUGAACCGUUUGAUUGAUAUUUAUUGCAAAUCAGCAGGACUUGCCUACGCCCGCCAUAUGUUCGAUGAAAUUCCUCAGCCGGACAUAGUUGCCAGAACAACGUUGAUUUCUGCAUAUUCUGCGACUGGUAGUCUAGAACUUGCGAGGGAAAUAUUUUUUGGAACUCCGUCAAUUAUGCGAGACACUGUUUUCUAUAACGCCAUGAUCACUGCCUAUUCGCAUAAUAAUGAUGGUCAUGCUGCUAUUGAAUUAUUUUGUGACAUGAGAAGGAAUGAUUUCAAACCUGAUAAUUUUACUUUUACCAGUGUUCUUGGUGCUUUGGCGCUUGUGGCUGAAAACGAUAGGCAGUGCCAGCAGCUGCAUUGUGAAGUGGUGAAGUCAGGAACAGUGUUUGUUACUUCAGUGUUGAAUGCAUUAAUAUCUGCUUAUGUUAAGUGUGCAUCCUCACCAUCAGUCUUAUCAUCGUCCUUGAUGGGUGCAGCUAGAAGAUUGUUUGAUGAGAUGCCCGAGAGAGAUGAGUUGUCAUGGACAACUAUUAUUACUGGGUAUCUGAAGACUGAUGAUCUUGAUGGAGCCAGAGAGUUUUUUGAUGGAAUGAGUGAAAAGUUAGCGGUGGCAUGGAAUGCAAUGAUUUCAGGUUACAUGCAUCGUGGGCUAUAUCAAGAAGCAUUGGAGAUGUUUAGGAAGAUGUAUCUGUCAGGAAUGCGGUUGGAUGAGUUUACUUACACAAGCAUUAUUACUGUUUGCGCCAAUGCUGGUUUCUUUCAGCUUGGUAAGCAGGUGCAUGCUUACAUUUUAAAAACUGAAGCCAAGCCUUCAGUAAACUUUUCAUUGCCUGUGAAUAAUGCAUUGGUUACGUUAUACUGGAGAUGUGGUACUGUUGAUAGAGCUCGAGUGGUAUUUAAUAAAAUGCCAGUGCGGGACCUUGUAUCAUGGAAUGCAAUUUUAUCUGGAUAUGUGAACACUGGACGUUUGAAUGAAGCAAAAUCCUUUUUUGAGGAGAUGCCUGAGAAAACCGUACUGACAUGGACUGUAAUGAUAUCAGGGUUAGCACAAAAUGGAUUUGGGGAAGAGGGUUUGAAGCUGUUCAACCAGAUGAAAUUAAUGGGUUUCAAACCAUGUGACUAUGCAUUUGCAGGAGCAAUUACUUCUUGUUCUGUGCUUGGAUCACUGGAGCAUGGACGCCAGCUCCAUGCUCAACUACUCCGUUUAGGAUUUGAUUCAAGUCUUUCUGCAGGAAACUCUCUGAUAACUAUGUAUGCAAGAUGUGGUGUUGUUGAAGCUGCACGUUCUAUAUUCCUUACUAUGCCUUAUGUUGAUUCAGUAUCUUGGAAUGCCAUGAUUGCUGCUUUGGGGCAUCAUGGACAUGGUGUUGAAGCAAUUGAACUUUUUGAACAGAUGGUGUUGGAAGGCAUAUUGCCUGAUCGGAUAACCUUUCUCACAGUUCUGUCUGCCUGUAGCCAUGCAGGUUUAAUUAGAGAAGGGCAUCAUUAUUUCAACUCAAUGUAUGCUGUUUACAAUAUAACCCCAGGUGAAGAUCAUUAUGCCCGUGUUAUUGAUUUGUUAUGCAGAGCUGGGAAGUUUUCAGAAGCAAAGGCUGUGAUGGAAUCAAUGCCUUCUGAGCCUGGUGCUCCAGUUUGGGAGGCGCUUCUUGCUGGGUGUCGGAUUCAUGGGAACAUGGAUAUGGGCAUUAAAGCAGCAGAGCGACUCUUUGAGCUGAAGCCCCAACAUGAUGGAACCUAUAUACAGUUGUCAAACAUGUAUGCAGUAGCAGGCCGAUGGGAUGAUGUGGCCGAAGUGCGGAAGUUAAUGAGGGACCGAGGGGUGAAGAAGGAGCCUGGAUGCAGUUGGAUUGAGGUUGAAAGCAUGGUCCAUGUAUUCUUGGUUGAUGAUGCUGUGCACCCUGAGGUGAAUGCUGUGCACAAGUAUCUUGAUGAGCUGUCCAGGGAAAUGAGAAAAUUGGGAUAUGUCCCUGACACAAAGUUUGUGUUGCGCGAUAUGGAGUUUGACCAAAAAGAAUAUGUCUUGUCUACUCACAGUGAGAAGCUUGCAGUUGCAUUUGGACUUAUGAGGCUUCCCCGUGGAGCCACUGUCAGGGUUUUCAAGAACCUUAGAAUCUGUGGUGAUUGCCACAAUGCAUUCAAAUACAUGUCAAAAGUUGUUAGCAGGGAAAUUGUUGUGAGAGAUGGAAAGAGGUUUCAUCACUUCCGGGAUGGUAAAUGCUCUUGUGGUGAUUAUUGGUAGGCAAUUUCUGAUGAAAUCCGAGACAGUCAAUGUUCAAGUCAGAAAUUUGUCUGACUUUUUGAUUGAUUUUCAAAGUAUAGCCUUGCCUUCAACUAUAUUUCAAAAGUUGCAGGAAGGAAAAUUUUGUAAGGGAGAAAGAGGUUUCAUCACUUAAGAUGUGGUGAAUUGAGUGAUUACUGUGUUAGGAUUCAAUAGUUGCGGAGUUAGCUCAUAUAAGUAGGGUUGAAAUCUCAAAGAGUUAGGGUUGAAAUUAGAAAUAUGUUUGAGUUUUGGCGGAAUUCUGCCAUAGCCUUUCCAGUUGCCACCAGGAUUGCAACUUCUGAUGUAAAUAAUUCUCUUCAGAGGAUUAUUAACCAAAGUUUUUUCCCCCAUUCUAUUUAUUUACCCUAUUUCCCUUCAACAGAAGAAAAAGUAGAAGAUUAGAAGUUCAAGAACUUCCUUUCCGAUCUCCAAUGGGAUGAUUGAUUUUUCAUUUAAGUGGUAGCUCCGGCAUUUGUUAUUCUCACUUUCAUCUAUGGUCCAAAUUGCUCCGUAUGAAAGGCUUUUUCUCAAGACAUCACUUCUUACCCAAGCUUCUUCUCAGGUAAAUGACAUCAGAUCCACCCACUGCAAUGAUUCUAUAUUUUGUAUCCUUGUGUUUCUGGAGUAAGAAGGCUCUAUGUCAAUGCAGAAAGGAUAGAACUGUCAGAACCUGGGAUUCAGGUUGUUCCCCUGCUGCUGCAUCACUCCAAUUGUCAAAUAUUGUUUUUGCAACACAUUUUGAGGAUUUUAAGAAACAUGAAAUUGCAAAAAGCUUUUAGAAAGAAAACUUUGAAACAGCAAUUUCUCAAGUCUCUUCUGGCACAGAUAUUUUUUGUGGAUUCGUGCUUGAUUAAGCACUUAUGCAUAACUAGAGGACUGUGGUUCAAGUUGAAGGAUUAUGAUGCUUUCUAAUUAAGCUGAAAAUAGGAGUACACAUCUGUCGAAGGAAACUAUUGGAUUGUUGGAUUUUUAACUAUAUAGUGCUUCUGGUUUGUCGUCAUAUUUCCAGUUACCAAGCAUGAUUGCUGAUGUAUAAAUGCGACGGCCUAAGAGCAUCAUUGCAAGGCACUUACACAGAUUCUUUAAAUUGAUAAGCCAGUAUACUAGCUGAUACAUUGACCAAGAAGCAUUCUGAAUAGCACAGUUUAAUUAUUUAUUUAAUUCCACUAUAGAUCACAGAAAUUGGUACUCAAUUUCUUUGGUCCUUGCAGUCUGCAGAGCCCAUGCUGAUCACAGAAGAAGAAGUAGAAGAUUAGAAGCUCAAGAACUCCCUGUCCCAUCUCCAAUGGGAUGAUUGAUUUUUGAUUUAAGUGGUAGCUCUGGCAUUUGUUAUUCUCACUUCAUCUAUGGUUGAAAUUCCUCCUUAUUGGAUUGUACGAUUUGCAAAUAUAACAUCGCUUCUGGUUUGUCGUUAUAUUUCCAGUUACCAAGCAUGAUUGCUGAUGUAUAAAUGCGAUGGCCUAAGAGCAUAAUUACAAGGUAUUUACACAGAUUCUUUAUUUAAAACCAGUAUACUAGCUGAUACAUUGACCAAGAAGCAUUCUGAAUGGCACAGUUUUAUUAUAUAUUUAAUUCCACUCAAGAUUACAGAAAUUGGUACUCAAUUUCUUUGGUCCUUACAGUCUGCAGAGCCCAUGCUGAUCACAGAAGGUUUACCAAUCAGUUAUUGUUAUUUUGCAAUGUCGCUUUCAGCUAUGUCUGCUAAGGAAAUGCCAUCUCGAGCGAAUUGUUUUGCUUCCAGAUGCCAAGGGGGUAAAGAGGUGUUCUUGCCUUGAAAUUUUAAAUCUCAUAGAAGAUAAAGACAUAAAAAAAUUGGAAUUUCUUGCCUUCUUUGUCAAAUUUGAUAGCAUUCAUACCUUCUAUCUUCUGAGUGAGGAGUGGCUAGGGUGUGCUUAGGUUCUCAAAGACAUUUUUUUAAGAAAAACAAGAGUGCUUGGUGGUUGAUUAUUAUUACAAGAUAAAUAGUAUAAUUUAAAGUUUAUUUUGAAGCUAAAGCUUUGCCUUUUGCCCCUGGACAAGUUUUAUUUAUUUUUUCUCAAUGCUAAGUAAAUUAUGGGCUUUUAGUGAGUUUUGUUCCUUUCUAGGAGGUAGAUGGACUGGAGCAAUGUAAUAAAUAUGCCUCUUGAAAUAGUUCACUCAGGCACAAUAUUUAGCUUUUUGAAGAGAAUGGGGAAUUUAACAGAGAAGUUGAAUCGGAAUAAAUCGUUUGUCUUUGAAGAGAAAACAGUGACGUUUCUUUUUGUGUGGGUGAUUAGGGAUGAAGAAAUCGCCAUUGCCAAUGCAGAAUAUAUAUAACUGGAAAAGAAGCAUUGGUGAAGCUAUUGAGAUGGUGUUUGGUGAAUCUAUUGAGAUGGUGUUUAUUGCUUCUUUAAUUUAUAAGUGACACAUGACUCGUAUUGUUCAUGCAUUGGAAUACAAACACAGAAUAUUUUGACAAUCACAGCUUCUCCUAAGUGAGUCUGGUUAUUCGCACAAAAUAUUUUGACAA